GGCCGAGCGACCCGGAAGUUCUUCGCCGCGUCCGAUGCCCCGGAAGUGACGUGAUCCUCCGGGCAGGUGUCGUGUCACCCGUGUCGGGAAGCCUGGAUUCCAGAGUGCCAGGAUGACGGCAUGACUCUGUGGGCCCAGCUGUGGAUGUGUCCGUGUGGCCCCGUGAGCUGCUGGCUUUCCCCUGGCAGCUGUCUCUGCACUCCACCCUCUGCGUCCCAGCAAUAGCUCCGGCUCCGGGGCCAUGAUACUCUCAAGGCUUUUCUCAGCAAGACCGUGGACCGUGUUCGAGGGCGCGGGCCGGCGCCUUCCGAGGCGGGCUGCGCCCCGGCUGCUCUCGGUCGGCCGCGCAGACGGCGCCAAGCACCAGGAGCCCCCCAGGAAGAAGCUGCUGUCUGAGAAAAAGCUGAAAAGGCACUUCGUAGACCAGCGGAGAGUGCUCGUGCGCGGUGGCAAUGGAGGUGCCGGGGCGAGCUGCUUCCACAGCGAGCCCCGCAAGGAGUUUGGAGGCCCGGACGGUGGGGAUGGAGGCAACGGCGGCCACGUCAUCCUGAGAGUUGACCAGCAAGUCAAGUCUCUGUCGUCAGUCCUGUCCCAGUACCAGGGCUUCCACGGAGAAGACGGCGGCAGCAAGAACUGCUUUGGGCGGGGCGGAGCCGUCCUCUACGUGCGGGUCCCCAUGGGCACGCUGGUGAAGGAGGGAAACGACAUUGUGGCAGACCUGUCCCACCCAGGUGACGAGUACAUCGCCGCGCUGGGGGGAGCGGGAGGAAAAGGCAACCGCUUCUUCCUGGCCAACGACAACCGCGCCCCUGUGACCUGUACCCCCGGGCAGCUGGGUCAGGAGCGAGUUCUCUACCUGGAGCUGAAGACGAUGGCCCACGCUGGGAUGGUUGGAUUCCCCAAUGCCGGGAAGUCCUCGCUCCUCCGUGCCAUUUCGAACGCGCGCCCCGCCGUGGCUGCCUACCCGUUCACCACCCUGAACCCCCACGUUGGCAUCGUCCACUACGAGGGCCACCAGCAAGUCGCAGUGGCGGACAUCCCCGGCAUCAUCCGCGGCGCCCACCGGAACCGGGGCCUGGGCUUCGCCUUCCUCAGGCACAUAGAGCGCUGCCGGUUUCUCCUGCUCGUCCUGGACCUCGCCCUGCCGGAGCCCUGGACGCAGGUUGAGGACUUGAAGUACGAACUGGAGAAGUACGAGGAGGGCCUGUCCGCGAGGCCCCACGUGGUCGUGGCAAACAAGAUCGACCUCCCCCAGGCCCGCGCCAGCCUGCCCCUGCUGCGGGAGCGCCUGGGCCGGGAGGUCGUGGCGCUGUCGGCGCUGACCGGCGAGAACCUGGAGCAGCUGCUGCUGCGGCUGAAGGAGCUGCACGACGCCGACGCGGAGGCCGAGCUGCGGCAGGGCCGCCAGCCGCUGCGGUGGUAGCCGAGGCACCGCCGUCGCCGCCCUGCAAGGACCGCGGGCUGGCGCCAAGCGUAGGCCAAGCGGCCUCCAGGCCCCGCAAGAGCAAACCCGAGUGUAAACUGUCGGCGGCUUUGAGUGUGAAAUAGAAAGUGCUCUGUGAACAUC
This is a messenger RNA of Microcebus murinus (gray mouse lemur), 1567 nucleotides long. It is a transcript of the gene MTG2, whose product is annotated as mitochondrial ribosome associated GTPase 2. Gene Ontology annotation, cellular component: mitochondrion. The record is from RefSeq and is a predicted model, not a curated record. Lineage: Eukaryota; Metazoa; Chordata; Mammalia; Primates; Cheirogaleidae. Gene Ontology annotation, molecular function: GTPase activity; magnesium ion binding; GTP binding.